Fusarium pseudograminearum CS3096 is the source of this 1407-nucleotide messenger RNA. RefSeq lists its product as uncharacterized. The record is from RefSeq and is a predicted model, not a curated record. The transcript has a single exon. The coding region runs from base 1 to 1407 and encodes 468 amino acids. Lineage: Eukaryota; Fungi; Ascomycota; Sordariomycetes; Hypocreales; Nectriaceae.
AUGCCUCAGCCUCAGCAGUUUGAUCGUGAUGCGGUCUUGACCAACCCCUCGCUCAGUGAGGUUUACCAAAAGUUGGUGAGCGUGGCCAGCGAGUUUGCUGUGUUGGGCGAAAUUGAAACCACCAGAACAUUGGUCUCGCUUCUACUUCAAGACACUACUUUGGAUUGGCAACGCCAGCAGCUUAAAAUCUUCGAACCCUUCUUCGCAGCGGCCGGCCUAUGGCCUGCUGAGAUUCCAGAGGAGGAUAGAAUCACGAAGACGGCUAGCAAGACUACUGCUAAACAUUCGUUAGACGAUGAAGAAAAUGGGAGACAGAAAGACGACGAGAAGAAGUUACAGGAACAGAUGAAAGAAGCCAGGGAUGAGGGCAGCUCUGUCGCUGUUGAUGCUCUUUGCACUGCCACAAGGCUGGCGUCAAAGCACACCGAAGAUUUGCAGGAGAUCAAGAGCGAUUCUAGAGUUCAAGAAGCCCUUGAGAUCAUCUCCAAGAAUCUGCACAGAAGCCGUAUGAUCAAAUCGCUCGUAGCCCAUCACGAGCUUUGCGGAAUUCUCUCCGCUGGAGAAUUGGCCCAAAAGGUUCCUGUCGACAAGGCGAAACUCGAAGCCGCUGGCAAAGAAGUCAUCGCAACAUUCUCUGAGCGCUUUACUAAAGGCCGCAAAAAGCACGAUAUAGAAUCAAAGCCAAUGAAAGAAGUUCUCUUGGAACUGGAGCGUUACACGAAAGCUAAUGGCACAAGCCAUUGGGAUGAAAUGGAAGAACCAGUGCCCGAAACACUAUUUGUGUUGCCACCAGCUACGGAUGAGCAGAUCUCAUCGCUUGAGAAAAAACUCGAUAUCACGUUACCGGACGACUACAAAGACUUUCUCAAGAUCAGCAAUGGCUUUGGUGGGACUUGGAACGGGUAUCAUCCUGACAAUCCCCUGUAUGGAGUUGACGACGUCAGCUGGGCUAGUGAAAGCUUAGAAGUACCGUAUGUCGAGCUCCACGACAGUAUCUCAGGCGUUAUUGCGCUUAGGAUAAACGACAUGUCAAAGCCUGAUUGGCCGAGCUCCGGACGAACAGUCGAGAUUGGAUCUUUCGACGUCCUCAGGACUCUCCUUAUUCCUCCCAAAAAUACAAAGGUGAUCUUGGAUGCUUAUCAGGAGGCUCUGGAUGACCCAAGGAACACGGAUGACGCGAAGAAGCAAACACUGAAGAGCAUUGAAGCUAGGUAUGGCAGUUUGGAGGAGAUGAAAAAACUUGAUUGGGCAGUGAUUGAACAACAUGACUCCGAGACGCUUCCUUCCGGGACAUUCAGGCAGUGUUUGGAAGAGAGACUGUGGAGGGCCAAGCGUGGACCCUACCUGUACGGCACCGAAAAAGAACUAGGAGGUAUUGCCUACAGCUGCAAGGCUAAUGAUGCUUGA